CCAAGCAUUUCGCUAGCCCCAGAGCAAUUAGCGUUUUCCUUACGUCUGCUUGCGCCAGCAGCCUGCUCCAAGAGUACGAUUGGCCUACCGCAUUCAGCCGAGUAGCUGCUUUCGUUGGUCGGGCAAUGACUUGCGCCGGGGCGGCAGCCUCGCCUUCCUUAUGGCGGCUGUGCACGAGUGCCCAGUGGCCCCUGUCAGCUUAUGGAAAAAAAAUCGGCCUCAGAUUUUGCAGUUCAGGAAUGACCUUAGACAACAUCAAUUGGGCAGCCAUGGAUCGAAUAAUCCGGGUGGAUCAUGCAGGUGAAUAUGGAGCAAAUCGAAUCCUUGCAGGGCAGAUGGCUGUCCUGGGCCGGACAAGUGUUGGACCGGUCAUUCAGAAAAUGUGGGAUCAAGAAAAGGCCCACUUGAAAAAGUUCAGUGAGCUGAUGGUUGCAUUCAGGGUCCGGCCAACAGUCCUGAUGCCUCUUUGGAAUGUCACGGGCUUUGCGCUGGGAGCAGGAACCGCCUUGCUCGGGAAGGAAGGUGCAAUGGCCUGCACUGUGGCAGUGGAAGAGACCAUAGCCCAUCACUAUAACAACCAGAUCAGGACGCUGAUGGAGGAGGACCCUGAGAAAUAUGAGGAACUUCUGCAGCUGAUAAAGAAGUUUCGAGAUGAAGAGCUUGAGCACCAUGACACAGGCCUUUCCCAUGAUGCGGAAUUGGUAGGGACCUGCUAUGACGCGUGGUACUUGGGGAUCCUUAUUUGGUGCGUUUGGGGGCCAAACGUAAAAUUUCCCACAAACAUAAAUUGUCAAGCGAUAGACAGAAGCAAGCAAACUGGCCACAUGGUGCAAAGCAGACCAGGCCCCAGCGUAUGCCAUCUUGAAGAGUGUUAUCCAGGCCGGAUGCCGCGCUGCAAUAUAUUUAUCGGAAAGACUGUGAAGUAUGUUUCCCUGCCCUUGUCUGUGAAAGAUGGUAGUUAACAAGUGACAUUUACAGAGAAGGAAUUGUACAGUUAUUACUGUGUGCAUUUUGUUAAUUAAUUACAGGAGUAUUUUUUUCAUUAAUAAAACUUCAGUGUUGGU
Messenger RNA from Heterocephalus glaber (naked mole-rat), 1064 nucleotides. RefSeq names its product coenzyme Q7, hydroxylase (gene Coq7). The record is from RefSeq and is a predicted model, not a curated record. Gene Ontology annotation, molecular function: 3-demethoxyubiquinol 3-hydroxylase activity. NCBI's taxonomy places the organism in Eukaryota, Metazoa, Chordata, Mammalia, Rodentia, Bathyergidae. Gene Ontology annotation, biological process: ubiquinone biosynthetic process; determination of adult lifespan; regulation of gene expression. Gene Ontology annotation, cellular component: mitochondrial inner membrane; nucleus.